Molecule: messenger RNA, 1653 nt
Organism: Cottoperca gobio
Lineage: Eukaryota; Metazoa; Chordata; Actinopteri; Perciformes; Bovichtidae
Gene: galk2
Product: galactokinase 2
Exons: 10
Coding region: 211-1587 (458 amino acids)
Biological process (GO): galactose metabolic process; carbohydrate phosphorylation
Cellular component (GO): cytosol; cytoplasm
Molecular function (GO): galactokinase activity; ATP binding
Source: RefSeq, a predicted model, not a curated record
ACACUUCCGUGUUUAUGCUGCUGCAGCCUUGACUGUUUCAGAAUCAGCUCCUCUGUAACAUCUAGCAAUUUUGCUGACCGCAGUUCAGCGCUUCGACAUCCGGGAUCCUCGUGUGACAGUCAGCUGAUCGCAGCCAGGAUCUGCAAACAGCUUUGAGCGCUCCUGUCUGACUACACGUAGUACAUUCAGAGUUAUUUUAAACGGGUAGAAAUGGCCACACUCCCACCUAAAUUAAAGACUGUGAUUACUGCCAAUGAAAGGCUGCAAAACUUGAAAAAUACUUUCGAAACAAAGUAUGGAGAAUCUCCUCUCUUCUAUGCAUGUGCACCUGGAAGGGUCAAUCUAAUAGGAGAGCAUAUCGAUUACUGUGGUUAUUCUGUUCUCCCGAUGGCCAUUGAACCGAGCAUCCUCGCGGCUGUCUCAGUAAACAAUUCAGGGACAAUCAAACUGGCCAAUGCAAAUCCUCUGUACAAGGAUUUCACUGUGUCAUGUUCAGAGGACAUUUCCAUCGACAGAGAGAAUCCAAAGUGGCAUUAUUAUUUUCUCUGUGGAGUAAAAGGUAUUCAGGAGAAGUUUGGGAUUGCUCAUUUAGCAGGGAUGUCGUGUGUCGUAGAUGGAACCAUUCCUCCGAGCUCCGGCCUCUCCAGUUCUAGCGCCUUAGUUUGUUGUGCCGGGCUCGUAACAAUGGAGGCAAAUCAAAAGUCCCUCUCCAAGGUGGCACUGGCGGAGAUAUGUGCCAAAAGUGAGCGCUACAUUGGCACAGAGGGAGGCGGCAUGGACCAGUCCAUCUCAUUCCUGGCAGAGAGAGGAACUGCAAAGCUGAUAGAGUUCCAGCCUCUGCGUGCCACUGAUGUCAAGCUCCCAGAUGGAGCCGUGUUUGUGAUCUCCAACUGCUGCGUGGAGAUGAACAAAGCUGCUUCUUCUCACUUCAACAUCCGUGUGGUGGAGUGUCGAAUCGCCACAAAGGUGCUGGCCCAGGCGCGAGGUCUGGACUCGAGCAGGUUUCUGAAGCUGGUGCAGGUUCAGACGGAGCUGAAAGCCUCCCUGGAGGAGAUGCUGACUCUGGUGGACGAGGUGUUGCAUCCUGAGCCGUACAGCCGAGAGGAGAUCUGCAAGGUGCUGAACGUCACCUCCGAGCAGUUUUCCACAGAGCUGCUGAGCGCCAACACUCGGCAUGUGACUCAUUUCAAGCUGUAUCAGCGAGCCAAGCAUGUGUACGGUGAAGCUGCGCGGGUGCUGCGGUUUAAGAGCGUGUGUGAUUCUGAACCUGCCGAAUCCGUACGGGUACUGGGAGACCUGAUGAACCAGAGCCAUGCAAGCUGCAGAGACCUGUAUGAGUGCAGCUGCCCUGAACUGGAUCAACUGGUGGACAUAUGUCUGAAGUCGGGGGCAGUGGGCUCCCGGCUGACAGGAGCAGGUUGGGGCGGCUGUGCUGUCUCCAUGGUUCCCGAUGAGAAGGUGGAGUCUUUCUUACAAGCAGUGAGCGAGGCCUACUUCCUCCCCGAUCCACGCAGAGCAGCGAUGGAAAAACAGAGUUUGUUUGUAUCGAAGCCAGGCGGAGGAGCUACAAUUUUCCUUGAGGAGUAAAAUACUUCAUGUCUGUUCAUACAGCAAUCAUUCAUUAAAAGACAUACUGGUGGGAAGUCAAAUAUA